AACAUUUCAUUUUCAUACAUUGUCCUUUCCCUGAUACUAAAAUUAUGUCAGAUUCAAACCUGCAUGCUGCAUCUCUCUGCAUUGUAACUAGAAAGAUAGUAGCAUGACUUUGCUCACAUCCUGCUGGUUUAUCAUUGAAUCUGUCAUCAUUCCAAACGGAUUUGUGAAGUGGUUUUACUUGAGCUUCUAUGUCCAUCCUCUUUUGCUCUUUCUUUGCCAGAUUUUCCUAUGGCUCAAGCAGUUAACAGCAUGGCUUCUACUCAUCUUCUCUCUUCCCAUUCGAAUGGUUUUCUUCGUGGCUUCAAACAUUUUCAGGCGUUUUAGAAUGGCCCAUAAUAUUGCAGCUGUGGCAGUUGUCGAUGAAGUUGAUGUCCCAGAAGUUGCAGUACAGAACCAGAUUGCUAGAUGUCCGUAUUGGAAAACAGUAUCCGAAGAAUAUGAGGGUAGAACAUAUGACGUUGUGAUGGAAGAGUUAGAGUUUGAUGAGAAAGCUGGUUCCAGGGAAGAAGAAGGGAAUUUGCAGAAUGAUGAAGAAACAAGCAGUUCAGCCAUGGAAGAUGAGGAAAUGGCUGGGAGUUCAUCCUCAUCAUCCAUUUUAAAUGUUGAAGAUGUGAAAGAGAGCGAUCCUCAUUUGCCAUCUUUGUGUAGAUCCAACUCGCUCAGUAUUGAAGGGGGAUUGGUUGAUGAAAGGAAGGAGGAAGAAUCAGAUUCAUUCUAUCAGAAAUAUACUGAAAGGAUGAGAUGGUUUGAUUUGCUCAAUCACGAUAGAACAUGUGGAAUAAGUGCAAUCCUAAACGAGCAAUUGGCCUCUCCUCUAUGGUUUGAGAGAAGAAAGACAUUGGAAUUCUCCAUCACUGGCAAUAGCAAGAUGGGAAGGAGGAUCUUAAGAAGCUUGGAAAUUGACCUCGAACUGGUUUAUGUUGCACAAUCAUGCUUGUCCUGGGAGGCACUCCAUUAUCAAUACAGAAAAGUUGAGGCGCUUGCAUCUUCUUCUUCUCCCAUUACCAUUGCCUUUCAUGAUAAUGUUGCAGAGAGAUUCCAAAAGUUUCAAAUACUUGUAGAGAGAUUUACAGAAGAUGAGAGGUGCAGGGGAGAAGAAAGGUACAGGAAUUACGUUCAUGGAAGGUCCUCUCUCAAGAGUUUACUCCAAGUUCCUGCCCUCUCAGGUCAUGUGGAGGAAGGAGAAGCCGGAUCAAUAAAGGGAGAAGCCGAGUCGGCAAAAGAAGUCGUCUUGAAGGGCAUAGAGAAAUGCAUAGAAGCCUUUUGGAUAUAUGUAAAAGCAGACAAGAAGAAGGCUCAGUGGAACUUCAAGAGCUUCUUCUGGAAUUGCCCACCUGUUGAAGACCCUAGAGAUCUAAGGCUACUGGCAGACCUCACAGAUAUACUUAAAAACAAGGAGCAAUGGCUGAAAGGCCUGCAAGGAAAGAAGUGUUGGUUGAGAAGAGCUGUAAAUCCUCUGGAAGAGUCUCAGAAGAAGGAGAUCUUGUUUGCAACGAUAGACAUGAGGCUGGUAUCAAGGGUGCUGAAGAUGUCUAUGAUUUCCAAUUCUCAGCUCAAAUGGUGCCAAGAGAAGCUUAGUAACAUAGAGUUCAAAGAUGGAAAGGUUAUGAGGGAAGGGACAUGUUCCCUGUUUCCAUCUUCUUGAUGUGAUAGAUUUGACUUCUUAAUGUAUGCUUUUAACAUGAGAUUGAGUUCUGACAAAUACAAAGACUCUGUUGUUAAUAAAUGA
Molecule: messenger RNA, 1729 nt
Organism: Diospyros lotus (date-plum)
Lineage: Eukaryota; Viridiplantae; Streptophyta; Magnoliopsida; Ericales; Ebenaceae
Exons: 4
Coding region: 104-1645 (513 amino acids)
Source: RefSeq, a predicted model, not a curated record